AAAAAAAAAUUGUAUCCCUUGACACGAGCUAACAUAAAAGGGAGCGAGAGGAAGAGGAAACCAGUAAUCAAGAAAUGGAUUCUUGCAAUAUCUUCAUAAACCUUUUGUUAACCAUCACACUUUGCUUCUUCACCCUCCCUGCCGGAGCACAAAUUGUCUAUCUGUACACGUAUUGUCCAAACUCAACCACUUACCCAGUAAACAGUAUCUAUGAUAGAAAUCUCAAUUCCCUGCUCUCUUCACUUUCCUCCAAUUCCACGCAAAAGAAUGGAUUCUACAAUACCACCGCUGGUCAAGACCCAUCCAACACGGCCUACGGCCUCUACCUCUGUCGUGGGGAUGUUGCCAUGGACGUCUGCCAAGAUUGUGUAGUGACUGCAAGCAAAGAGAUCGUUCGAAAAUGCCCCAGAAACAACGAAUCCGUCAUAUACUAUGACGAGUGUAUGUUGCGUUAUUCCAACAAAUCUUUCUUCUCUCAAGUGCAGUAUCGUCCCUGGUUACCAAUUUUGAACACCCAGAAUGUAAGUGAGGUAGAGAGAUUCAUGAGGUUGUUGGAGAAAACAAUGAAUGAUACAGCCGCAAGGGCAGCAAAUGAUCAGUCCGGCUCCGGCAAGAAGUUUGCCACCGGAGAAGUGAAUUUCACAAGCUUUCAGUCUCUGUACACACUUGUGCAGUGUACGCCGGAUUUGUCAGCUCAGGCGUGUAAUUCUUGUCUUCACGAGGCCAUCGCUAGGCUUCCCAGUUGCUGUGAGGGAAAGAGAGGGGGCAGGUCUAUAUUCCCUAGCUGUAACGUUAUAUAUGAACUGUACCAGUUUUAUCGAGUUGAGGCGACCGCCCCAGCGCCGUCUCCGGUACCAGUGCUUCUCCCUCCAGCUCCAAGGUCUAGAGGGAAAAGUCAGAUUUCUACGGGAACCAUAAUUGCUAUUGUUGUUCCAACUGUCAUCUCUGUUCUGGCUUUUGCCAUUGGCUGCUGUUUACUAGUAAGAAAAUCACGGAAGAAAUUCAAUACAACUCUAGAAGAUCAAAGUGUUGGGGGUGAUAUUUCAACUAUAGAGUCCUUGCAAUUUGAUUUUGGUGUCAUAGAAGCUGCCACAAACAAGUUUUCUUACGAUAACAAGUUAGGUGAAGGUGGAUUUGGAGUGGUUUACAAGGGCAUACUUCCUAAUGGACAGGAAAUUGCUGUGAAAAGGCUGUCUUUAUACUCAGGGCAAGGUCUAGAACAAUUUAAGAAUGAGGUUGUAUUGGUGUCCAAGCUACAACACAGAAAUCUUGUGAGGCUAUUGGGAUUUUGCGUGGAAGGAGAAGAAAAGAUACUCAUCUAUGAAUUUGUGCCCAACAAAAGUCUUGACUACUUCCUAUUCGAUCCUGAAAAACAAGGACUGUUAGAUUGGUCAAGACGUUACAAGAUUUUAGGAGGGAUAGCUCGAGGAAUUCUUUAUCUCCAUGAAGAUUCUCGGCUUAGAAUUAUACAUCGUGAUCUCAAAACUAGCAAUAUAUUGCUAGAUGCAGAUUUGAACUCCAAAAUUUCAGAUUUUGGAAUGGCGAAGAUUUUAGGAGUAGAUCAAACUCAGGACAAUACAAACAGGAUUGUCGGAACAUAUGGUUAUUUAUCUCCUGAGUACGCUAUGCACGGUCAAUAUUCUUUGAAGUCUGAUAUCUAUAGUUUCGGUGUUAUUGUUCUGGAGAUUAUAAGUGGCAAGAAGAUUAGUUCUUUUGAUCAAUCAGACGAUGCUGAGGAUCUCUUGAGCUAUGCAUGGAAACACUGGAGCAAAGGAACAGCCUUGCAAUUUAUGGAUGAGGCUUUAAUGGAUUCAUAUUCGAAAAAUGAAGUGAUCAGAUGCUUACAACUUGGUUUAUUAUGUGUUCAAGAAAAUCCAGCUAAGAGGCCUACAAUGGGAACAAUAGUUCUUAUGCUGGAUAGUUACUCUGUUGCUCUUCCAAUGCCUCAGAAACCAGCAUUUUUUCUUCACAGUGGAACAAAUCAGUGGAAAGAAUUGGGACCCAAUCAAACCGCAAGCAAGUCAAUGCCAUGUUCCGUGGAUGAGGCCUCCAUCACUGAGGUAUACCCUCGGUAGAAAUGAGCAAAUAUAGGCUCACACAGAAUUAAUAAGCUUUUGAAUUGUACUAUUUUCUGAAAACUUUUAUUUGGAAAAACCAUAUAUGGUUUUUGUCGCAACAGAAUUGGAAAAUGUAUGUGAUAUUAUGCCUUUCCCAUAUAAUGAGAUGAAAUGUAACGCUGUUA
Molecule: messenger RNA, 2242 nt
Organism: Hevea brasiliensis (rubber tree)
Lineage: Eukaryota; Viridiplantae; Streptophyta; Magnoliopsida; Malpighiales; Euphorbiaceae
Product: cysteine-rich receptor-like protein kinase 10
Exons: 7
Coding region: 75-2075 (666 amino acids)
Biological process (GO): protein phosphorylation
Molecular function (GO): protein kinase activity; ATP binding
Source: RefSeq, a predicted model, not a curated record